CGAAGCGGGAUUGAGAUGGGCGGAGCCCGGGAUGGGGCGGGACACACCGGACCGAAACGGGCUGGGACUGGGAUGGAUUGGGACGGACGGGGAUGGGGCGGGACACACCGGCCCGGGAUAGCCCGGGAGGGGCAGGACCAGGGCCGGGCCGGGCGAACCCUCCGCCUCCGGGGGCAGCGCCGGGACCCGCCCCGGGGGAGUGACCGGGACUGCGGGACCCUGAGGACACCGGGGCCCUGCUGCGCGGUCCGGGGCCACCAGUUUGCACUGGGCUGGACGGAGCCGGUGCUGGGGGGCACCGGGACAUAUCCGGGACGUACCCAACGCCCCGCUCCCCCGGCAGCGCUUCGCCUCGGUGCCGCGGUACGUGGAGAUGCUGGUGGUGGCGGACGAGACGAUGUCGCGGUUCCACGGCGCGGGGCUGCGGCGGUACCUGCUGACGGUGCUGGCGGCGGCCGCCCGCUCGUUUCGCCACGGCAGCCUGGGCAAUGCGGUGGAGCUGCGGGUGACGCGGCUGGUGGUGCUGGGCCAGGGCACCCCGGGACCCCCCAUCACCUCCAACGCCGCCCAGAUGCUCCGCAACUUCUGCCAGUGGCAGAAGGGGCUCAACGUCCCCGACGAGGACAGUCCCCUCCACUUCGACACCGCCAUCCUCUUCACGCGGCAGGACUUGUGUGGGGCGGCCACUUGUGCCACGCUGGGCAUGGCCGAUGUGGGCACCAUGUGCGACCCCGAGCGGAGCUGCGCCAUCGUGGAGGACGACGGGCUGCAGUCGGCGUUCACGGCCGCACACGAGCUGGGCCACGUCUUCAACAUGCUGCACGACACCUCCCAGCCCUGCCGGGAGCUGAACGGCGCCGCCGGAGCCGCCCGCCGGGUCAUGGCUCCCGUGCUCUCCUCGCUGGAGCCCGGCGAGAUGUGGUCACCGUGCAGCGCCCGCUUCAUCACCGACUUCUUGGACAACGGCCACGGUCACUGUCUCCUGGACAAGCCUCCGGAGUGGCUGCAGUUGCCGUCGGCGCUGCCGGGCAGCGUGUACCCGCUGGCGCGGCAAUGCCAGCUCGCCUUCGGGCCCGAGUCGCGGCACUGCGGGGACCUGCAGCCGCCCUGCACCUGGCUCUGGUGCACCGGCCAGGCCGACGGCCGCUCCGUCUGCCAGACCAAGCACUUCCCCUGGGCCGACGGGACGCCGUGCGCACCGGGACGCGUCUGCAUGGACGGGCUGUGCGUGGGCGGCGCCCGUGUGCGGGAGCUCACCACACCCGUGGACGGCGGCUGGGGGCCGUGGGGGCCGUGGGGCGGCUGCUCGCGGAGCUGCGGCGGCGGCGUCCGCCUCUCCCACCGCAACUGCACCGCACCGGUGCCGCAGCACGGCGGCCGGUACUGCGAGGGCAAGCGGACCCGUUUCCAGUCCUGCAACGUGGAGGAGUGUCCCGGCAGCACCCCCCUCACCUUCCGCGAGGAGCAAUGCGCCGCCUACAACAACCGCCCCGAGCUCGUCAGGGGGCUCCCGGCCCCCCAGGACUGGGUGCCGCGCUACAGCGGGGUCCCCGAGCGCGACCAGUGCAAGCUGACCUGCCAGUCCCGCACCCUGGGCUACUACCACGUCCUGCAGCCGCGGGUGAGCGUCGCCCCCGGUCCCCCCGCGCCCCGCGGUGCCGCCGGCGGGCGCUGACGCCGGGUUGUUCUGCAGGUCGCCGACGGGACCCCCUGCUCCCCCGAGGGCACCGGGGUGUGCGUGCGGGGCCGCUGCGUCCCCGCCGGCUGCGACCGCGUUAUCGGCUCCAAGAAGAAGUUCGACAAGUGCAUGACGUGCGGCGGCGACGGCUCCGGCUGCUCCAAGGUCUACGGCUCCUUCUCGAAAGCCCGCUACGGCUACAACGACGUGGUGACCAUCCCGGCGGGGGCCACGCACCUCUUGGUGCGGCAGAUCUCGGCGGUGGGUGGCGAGGACGUUUUCCUGGCUCUGCGGCGCCCGGACGGCGGGUCCCUGCUCAACGGCGGCUACGUCCUGGUGCCGUCCCCGACGGACGUGGCCCUGCCCGGCGGCGUCACCCUACGCUACAGCGGGGCCACGGCGGCCACCGAGACGCUGGCGGGCCGGGGGCCGUUGCGGGAGCCGCUGGUGCUGCAGGCGCUGGUGGUGGACGAGCGGCAGCCGCCGCGGUUGAAAUACAGCUUCUUCGUGCCGCGGGCACCGCCGCGGUCAUCGGCGGCCUGGGAGAAGCAGAAAGCCGAGAUCCUGGAGAUCCUGAGGAGCCGCCGGCGCCACAAGUAGCAGCAGGACGGAGCGAUGCCGGCGGCACCGCAGCGACUAUUUAUUUGGUUAUUUAUUGCCCACGGCGCAUUCGCGCCGCGGUCACCGCAUCUACCUCAGCCCCUUCGCGGGGCAACCCCUGGGCAGGCCCAGGGCCCCCCAUUUCCCCGCCCCGGCUGUACCCCCCCCCAGCGCAGCCCCCCGCACUGUCAUGUAGCGCAGCGCGGUUAUUUAAAGCUAUUUAUGGAGCGGCCGGUGUGGUGUGUGUGUGACCGGCCGUGCCAGGCGCGGCGACGUCCCGGGGCGCAGCUGCGGUCACCCCGCCCGCCCCGUGUGCUCCCAGCAUCCUUCCCCGGUGUCAUUGUCCCCCCCGGGUGCCACCAGCACCCCCUGCCCCCCAGGAUCGGGCCUCACCGGGCUUGCCCAGAACGGGACUUUACUGGGGGGGCGUGAGCGACCCCCUGGCCGGGGCACCCCCGGGGGCUGCACAUCCGCCACACGGUUCCACAGGGGGCACCCGGGGCUCCGUGGGGGGGUGGGCGCUCGCCGGGAUCGGCAGCCAGGGGGGGUCUGGGCGGCAGCGGAGGGA
Molecule: messenger RNA, 2846 nt
Organism: Columba livia (rock pigeon)
Lineage: Eukaryota; Metazoa; Chordata; Aves; Columbiformes; Columbidae
Gene: ADAMTS4
Product: ADAM metallopeptidase with thrombospondin type 1 motif 4
Exons: 7
Coding region: 16-2529 (837 amino acids)
Biological process (GO): extracellular matrix organization; proteolysis
Cellular component (GO): extracellular matrix
Molecular function (GO): metalloendopeptidase activity
Source: RefSeq, a predicted model, not a curated record